Schistosoma spindalis is the source of this 1004-nucleotide messenger RNA. Lineage: Eukaryota; Metazoa; Platyhelminthes; Trematoda; Strigeidida; Schistosomatidae. The record is from the annotation of a GenBank genome assembly.
GUUUCUUCUAUUUAUUCUGCUAAGUUACAUUCUUUUCAUGACCUAAUAAUUUAAUGUCAUAUUGUAGGAAAAAAUUUUGUUGAUCAUUUAUUGAUGAUUGAACAGCGGAUCAUGUAUUUAUCUACACAAACGAAUUCGGAUACAUAGAAAGACGAGACAUUUUUCAACUUUCAACACCUGUUUUCGUUUGGAGAUGAGAGAAGUUCAAACUGAGGUACGUAUAAGAUUUUCGUUUCAGAUUAAAAAGCGGAUUUGUAUUUCACCGCUUUGACAAGUACAAUAUAUACCUUGUUACACUUGUCAUUGCUAAGAACACAGGUAAUGUUGAAAUACCAAGGAAAUAAUACUAAUUCUUAGUGUCUUUACUAAGGCGAUCAGCGUAAACUUUAUUUGUUACAUCUAAAAGUUCAGUUCAAGUUGCUACAAGUUCGUUUACAAAACCUAAAGUCAUAUUCCUUGUUAUGUAACCAUAGGAAGAAUUAGAACAGGCUAUCAAAGAAAGUGAAACAAGACUGAUGAUACUGGAUUUUUUUGCGGAUUGGUGUGGACCUUGCAAAAGAGUUGCUCCAGAACUAGACAAAAUUUGUGAAGAAUGGGAAGAUGUAUUAUUCGUAAAAUUAAAUGUAGAUGAGUUGGAGUCUGCAGCCGAAACGUAUGCUAUAGCUGCAAUGCCUACAUUUAUUGCAUUUAAAGGUGGCGAAAAAGUGGACGAAGUUGUUGGUGCGAAUUUAGACAAGCUGAGAGAGAUGAUUGAAAAGUAUAAGUAAAUAAACCACAGAGGCUAAUGAAAAAAUCAUUUCACUGAACAUCUUUCUGUAUCACGAUUAGUCAUAUAUUGCACUUAGUUACUAUUAUAUAUAAAAGAUAUUUAUGAAUUGAGUGACAUUUAACCUUUCUUUAAUUAAAAUUGAUGAUAUAUGUCUGUUAACGCAUAUAUAAGAAGCGAUAAUUCAGUUUUCAUUAAAUAUAUUCAUUAAACAAAUAUUAUAUUUCACUGCAGCUGA